UUUUAUGCAUUUUAGACUCGUGUAUAAAGUUAAAUAAAGUAUAAUGUUAAUUAUAAUGUAAAUUUAGUGAAUUAAGGUGCUAGAUCAGGAUUGUCACAUUCUGAUUUAAAUUAAAAUUAAAUCGUAAUUAAAGAAGAAUGUCUGAAUUACCAGGAGAAUUAACAGCCAGACCAUUGGCUUUUAUAGCCAUUACUGGUUUAGAUACAUCAAAUGCAAUCCAUAAAUCCGUAUGGGAUGCUUUUAUCAAUAAUCGUCGUCCCGACAGUGCGGCUAUUCAAUAUAAAUUACUGUCUGAGACUCAUGAAUUUCCCACGGUCAAACCGAAGCGAAAUUCGUAUGAAUGGUAUAUACCGAAAGGAAUAUUAAAAAGAAACUGGAUGAAUAAAUAUUUGAACGAGAUUCCAGCUGUUGUUGUCGUUUUUUACGACCUGGACUGGAACGAUCCAAUGUGGAACGAAAAAAAAAUGGAAUGUGUAUCCCGAGUCCAUGCCCUACGAGCCGCCUUGGAAGGAAGAAACACGAAAAUAGCGAUAGUUUUAAUUCAGAGACAUGCAGCUCCUCCAGGAACAGAAGAUGUCCUCGCAACUGAAAGAGCUACUGCUCUAUAUACGGCUUGUGAAGUUCCAGCAAAAUCUUUGUAUAUUUUACCUCAUGGAGAUCAUUUGAUGGGAUAUAUUACUAGAUUAGAAGGUGCAUUUAACGACCUGGCCCAAGGAUUUUAUCACCACGAGUACCGAAUCGUGAAAGGACAUCGUGAACAUUUGAACAAAUCGGUUCAUCAAUAUUUAUUUGUUCGGCAUCAGUUCAAAAUGGGCUUUUUUAAUGAGCUAAAGCACGAACAACACACUGCUCAAAAGCACUAUCAGCAGGCAUACAGUAAUUUAUUGGAUAUACGAAUGGUCGACACAAAUGCACUAGAAAUUAAAACCAUAGCGAGUUUUAUUAAUUACAAACUCUGUAGAUUAAUGUUUCAUCUGAAUCUUCCAAAAGACGCGAUAUCGCAAUUUAGAAGUCACACUGAAAGAUUCAAAGCAAGAACCGGACCUAAGGAAUUAAUAUUCGAGCACCACGCGUGGAUGUCGAGCCAGUAUUCGACAUUUGCAGAAUUAUUUGACGAGGCAAUUAGACAAGGGCUUCCGGCUGUACAGACACAACAUCCGGGUUAUUAUUUCCAAUUGGCUGCAAGACAUGCGAGCCACAGACAAGCUGCUGCUAAAGAAAUUUGUAAUAAUGUAGAAACGUAUCCGGAACCAGAUCCCUUGACAGGUAAGGAAAAGCUCGAAUUUUAUGGGCAGCGACCCUGGCGUCCAGGAAAAUUAAGUGCGGAACCCGCCGAUAUAAUGGGAGAAACUUCCGCAAUUCAGGCACUUCAAUUUAGAGAAAAAACUACUGUUAAUCAUUCUAUGAUAAUUAUAGGAUUACUAGGAAAUGCUAUAUCUCAAUUUAAAAUUUACCGGUGUCCUCGAAUGCGUCGAGUAUUAGUUGUUCAAAUGGCUGAAGAAUACUUCAACGCUAAAGACUACGGGAAGGUAUUAACAUUAUUGAUCCACAUGUUGUGGGAAUAUCGGACCGAGCGAUGGCCGCUUUUAUUGACUAAUAUUUUAAAGACUGCACUUCGAGCCGCUUAUUUAUCCGCAAAUGUCCAAGACUACCUCGCACUGGCUCUCGAAGCCUUAGGACCUGCAACUACUUUUUCUGAUGAGCGUCGAUCGGCCAUACACGCGAAUAUUUGUAAUAUUCUCCAGAGAAAACCUCCAAAUCCCGAGCCAGAUUUGCCAGAAAACGAGAAAAUUUCUCCUCUUCCAAAAUGGAAUUCUCAACUUAAUCAACCCGAGCCCAUUUUAUUUACGAUGGACGAUAAUAAUGCUGCUUCAUUUAUAGAAGUAAAGGCCAGAUUUACGGAACCAAAAUACAGUGUUAAUUCUACAGUCACGAUUGAAGUUCUUGUAAGGAACUCGUAUCGUGGAAAUAUCGAGUUUUCCAAAGUUUCCGUCACAGUCAAUAGUCCAGGACAUAGUGCGGAAUUCGCUAUAACUGGGAGUGAGCAAAACGAUCUCCUGUUCCAUGAUGGAGAGACAAAAAAAUUUCUUUGUCAAUUUCAAACUCCGCCACAAACUGACGGAACGGAAAUGCAAAUUAGUGUCAUAUCCCUUUACUUAGGUCGAGAAAACAACUGUUGUGUUGUUAUGCGCUUUUCUGCAACAGGAGAGGCAAAUUCUACUGAUCGGACCUAUCCUGAAGUACAACAGCUUCGAGGUGGCGAAUUCGAUACGCUGAGGCCUUUAACGACAGCACAGAUAAAACACGAGGAGUCGAAAGUAAUUAUGGAAACUGAAUCCGAAGAGCCGGCUCUCUUAGGAGAAUGGUUUCCAGUCAGGAUAUCAAUUUCCACUAAUGAAAAUAUUGCGAGCGCUAUUUUGCGAAUUGCACUUUUAUCUGAUGGCACGAAUGAACAGUCAACCGAGUUGAGUUUAAACGCAAAAGAUAAGCAAUCAAAUUUAUUAGUGGAAAUCGGCAGUAUUGAGGAAAACAUACCAGUGGAGCGAAUAAUUUACGUUAGGGCUCACAAAAUAGGGAGUAGAAACUUUUCCAUAAAAUUGGAAUAUUCAAACUCCGAGCUCAAAAAAGGCUCGAGUGAAAUAAAAUAUUCUUUGUGUGUCGUGAAACCGUUUGAAAUUACGACUCAGUUUUAUACGAUGCUCUACGAACCGCUGACGAAGGGAUUUAUUAACGAGUCCUUCUUUAUGAUGCCGCAUAUUACUUGCACUUCACCUUGGCCUAUAAAAAUUAUAGAAACUUCAGUUGAAUUGGGAGAUUCCAUUAAGAAAGAGGGAGAUUCUGAAGAAUGCAUUUUGGCAGGAACUGUUUUGAGAGAAGGAGAAGCCGGCACUGAUGUUUAUUGUGUUUUUCCAAAAAUUGGGAGUGAGCAGCCCACAAGCACUGGUGUUUACACCGUCAAGUGGAAAAGAGCAAAUAGUGAAGACGCCUUCGAAACGAGCAACAGCGUCACAUUGACUCCACUUUGGGUGGAAGACGCUGUAAUUGGAAUCGAAGCCAAUUUUCCAGCUCACGGAUGGGUCCGAACACCUUUGUGUGUUACUUAUUAUAUUCGAAAUCAUUCCGAAUUUUUAAUUACUCUUCACCUGACUAUGGAAGCAAGUGAUGCUUUCAUGUUCGCUGGUAACAAACAGGUCGAUAUCUGUAUUCUUCCGGAAAGCGAACGAAAAGUUGAGUGGAUUUUGCGACCACUUGUCGCUGGUUUUGUUGCGCUUCCAUCAUUGACUCUCACUGUGCCUGCUGAAGAGGAGCAUAAAUUAAGCAAAAACAGACUAGCCGAAGUUCUAGAAAGGUCUUUACCAAGUCACAUAUACAUAAUGCCAAAAUCGGAAACCUCAGAGGAAUAGUAUUAAAUCAGAGUGGAUCAUCUUCCCAGGAAGCACAGUUUUUUUUUGUAAAUUGUAUUUAAAAAAAAAGGUGGAAGUGUAUUUCGAGAUUUUUGAAUGUUUCUAAUUAUUGAGAAUAUGUACAAAAUAUCUGUUUGUAAAAUAAACUUUGUUUAAGCUGACCUC
Belonocnema kinseyi is the source of this 3569-nucleotide messenger RNA. RefSeq names its product trafficking protein particle complex subunit 11 (gene gry). The transcript is spliced from 20 exons. Gene Ontology annotation, cellular component: cytoplasm. Lineage: Eukaryota; Metazoa; Arthropoda; Insecta; Hymenoptera; Cynipidae. The record is from RefSeq and is a predicted model, not a curated record. Bases 138 to 3404 code for a protein of 1088 amino acids.